Molecule: messenger RNA, 177 nt
Organism: Prorocentrum cordatum
Lineage: Eukaryota; Dinophyceae; Prorocentrales; Prorocentraceae
Source: the annotation of a GenBank genome assembly
AUGAACAACAUCAUAGACAUCUCGGCCGACAACCCCGACACGAUUGGGCGCGCGUACUCCGUGACGGUGUCCAACGCCGGCGUCUACGGCUACGGGGAGAAGGACGGCCGGUACGGCGAGCUCACCCUCAAGGGCAUCUACUUCGGAGUGUCGCACCGCGUGUCGGGCGCGAUGCUG